Messenger RNA from Drosophila navojoa, 3531 nucleotides. It is a transcript of the gene ADD1, whose product is annotated as ADD domain-containing protein 1. The record is from RefSeq and is a predicted model, not a curated record. NCBI's taxonomy places the organism in Eukaryota, Metazoa, Arthropoda, Insecta, Diptera, Drosophilidae. Gene Ontology annotation, biological process: replication fork processing; chromatin remodeling. Gene Ontology annotation, cellular component: pericentric heterochromatin; nucleus. Gene Ontology annotation, molecular function: chromatin DNA binding.
UAGCAGAGUGUGCGUGCGUGUGUAUGUGAGUGUGGGUGUGCUAGUGUGUGCACUCUCGUGCAGAUAUAAGAUAUUUCUUGGUUGCAAACCCACGUGUGGGUAGUGAUUCAGUUUUGCAGCCGGCAAAGCAACCAUCAUGAGCAGCACACCCGGCAUGGAUCCUGCGCUGACGGUCGCAACGCCAGCGACGCCUUCUCCUUCACUCAACGCGUUUGAUUUUGAUUUCACGGGCUCCAACUAUGAAAUGGAUCCCAGCAUUUCGGAGGAGGAACGUCGCUUCUAUUUAAAAAUGUAUCCCACAGUGGACGUGGUCAAUCAACGUAAAGUUCAUUGCACCGUUUGCCGUAUGCACCUUGGCACAGCAGUCAGCACAGAAAAUAACAUUAAGAUGCAUCCCAUACUGCGUGUGACGCAUUGCAUCAAAUGUCAUGAUUUCUACAAUAGCGGUGAAUUUUCAAAGGGCGAAGAUGGCUCGGAACUGUAUUGCCGUUGGUGCGGCCAAGGCGGCGAGGUAUAUUGCUGCUCCACCUGCCCGUAUGUGUUCUGCAAGUCGUGCAUCAUUAAGAACCUGUCACGAGGCGUCAUUGUGGACAUUGAACAGAACGAGAACUGGAACUGCUUCAACUGCACUUCCAAAAUACUCUGGCCGCUGCGCGCACAACACUGGGCGCUGGUCAACUACAUACAGACGCAGAAGAAUGGCCUCCAGUCCCUGCAACUAUCCGAAUCGGAAAUGCGCAGGCAAACUCACAAGGACUACAGCACUUGUUGUCGCCUAGCUAAGGCGAAGGUGAAUAGCUUGUCGGACUCCAUGGAGAGCUUGGAGUCAAAUACUUCAAAACGUAGUCACAGUAGCUCUACGAAUUCGGGCAAGAAGUCUGCCAAGUCACAGGGCCCGCCUGCUAAGCGGCCAAAAUCCUCCAAUGACGAUAUCGUCUGUACGCCCGAUUUGCUCAGCAUGCUGGAACCGGAUUGCCAAAUUUCAGUGGCACAAAAGCCAGCUCCUCGUUCGAAUAUAACACCUGCUUCCAGCAUCACGACGACGCCACGCAUCGUCACCGUGCAACAGAAUUACACCGGACCGCGGCCGAGCACGAAUGGAAGCUCGACAGCGGGUCCUCGCAGCAGUCUACCACCUCCACUCGUGCUGAGCAGUUCCGGGAUGCGUUAUCGCCAAUCCACGCCCAGUCAACCCUCUGUAGUGCGACGCACAGUGGUGCCAAAUGCCAUACGCUCGGCAGGACCUGUUUUUCAUACCAUAAAUGGUUUUCGUGUCGAUCUCAAUAGUGCCGCACAACAGGACUCAUAUCGUCUACCCAACGGGCGGCUCAUACAGGUCAAGCGGCAAUUUCCACCUGGCCAACCACCACCGCCAACCACGACAACGGUCACGCGUGCGCCCGUUCCACUGACUCCACAGGUCAUCAUCAGGCAACAGCAACCAGCGGUCCAAUCUCCACGGAUGCUGCAUCCAAACUUUGGAUCGAACAUGGGCAUCUACAAUCCACAGACCAAUCAACAGCAGCGUGCACCACAAGUGGUGCGCGUCAACAACGGCAGCCAAGUGCAUGCAAUGAACGUCGCCCCCCAACCCCAAGCAACUGUUGGCAGUGGGAACAGCAGCAAUGGUGCAGCAGGCGGUGGCACUACCAUCAUGAUGACGCCCGCAUCGGUGGCUAAGGCACCAACAUUAGUGCGCCACGUCUUCUCCACAUCGCCACUGGGCGCAGCACGCACUCAGCUGCAAAACCAAAUAUUUAAUGCCAUGGAAAUCUGUACACAUCUCACGGGCAAGGUGCAAACACUGACCAUGUCCAAUGCGUACAACGAAGCGCGCAGCUAUACGGAUGUCAAGGAACUGUACAUACAUCUAUCCUAUCUGAUGACCUAUGCGAUAGGACGAUUUAAACAGCUGCAGGACAAAUGCUUGCUCGAUAUGCGAGAAAUGGGCUUCAAGAACGACGCCAACAGCCUGGAAAAUGGACAACUGGCAGCUGCUGUGGACUAUGUUUGCUAUGGCCAGCUGGAUGAUGUGGAUCUAUUCAAUAAGGGCAGCGAUAGCUUUCACAAUCAAGUCUACGAGUACCGCAAGAGUUUGCAUGCAAAUCUGAAAGACGGCGAGAAAUUGGACCCACUGCCGCCACUAUUGCCGCUGGGCGUGCGCGCCGAGGGUGAUCCGAAGGAUGAAGAUGAGGAUGCUGGCGGGACGGCGGAGAAUGAAAAUGAUGAUAACUAUGACUAUGACGACGACUAUCAGGACGAUGAUGCGGAUGACGGGGACGAUGUUGACGACUUGAAUGAUGAGUACGAUGCCCUCGGCACCGAGGAGAGCAUGAAUCGCAAUGAGCAAGAGCAUGCGUAUGAUCGCAAGCUAACGCGGUUGCUCAGGGAAUAUCCAUCCAUUUGGUGCACCCGCCAUCCGGACUAUGGCAAGAUGGUGGUGACACGCAAGCAGUGGCGCGUCAUAGCCAGCCACUUUCCACGGGGCGACGACAUAAAGCUGCGCUGGAAGAACGUGCGCAAACGUUAUGUGCGCAUCGAACGGUUGCUCAAGCAAGGCAAACGUUUCAAGGGCUAUUUCGAUAAGGCCACCAACUAUUUGGCCAACAGAGAUGUGCCGCCCAGCGAGUGGAAGCCAGUCGAUUGUGGCGAAGACGAUGGCGAUGGCUAUGAGCGUAAGCAACUGGAUGUCAUUGAGAAUAGCAUCAAUAAGGAGCAGAAAGAAUGUGCCAAACCCACAGCACGUUUGACUGUGCGUCCUCUGGAGGUGCGACCUAUUGAUAUGCGCAUCAUCAACUUCGCCAAGAGUCAUCCUGUGCUGUGGCGCAAAUCCGCAGAUCCCGAGUUCAAUAGCAUAGACGAACAAACACGCAAAUCUCUUUGGCUCAACUUCUGGAAGUCUGCGCCAAACUAUCGCUGUGAAUACAUUGUGGAGCGUUGGCAACAGAUGUAUGAAAUGUACAAGUCCUUCCGCUUAAAGACCAUCAAGGACAAACGCACCUUUGCCAAGCUAGAACUGAAAUACUCCAAAUACCUAGCCAAUUUAUAUUUCUUGUAUAAAAUCGAUGAACAGGAUUUGAGAGAUGAAUUCGAGCCGUUGCAGGACUGUGUAACGAAUGGCAACAGCUCCGCCGGCACAGCUGGCAAGCUAAAGGACAUGCCGGACGAUAAACAGUUUGUGCAGCAGCUGGUGCUGGCUAUGCGUGCCUAUCCCACAUUAUGGAAUCCACGACAUGUCGAUUAUAGCGACGUGGGUGCACGUGAGCGCCUGUGGGCGGAGUUGGCGCGGCGUUUGCCACGCUUUAAGCGUGAUGCACGCGCCUGCAAACUGCGCUGGCAAAUGGCAAAGUUCGCGUACGAGUGCUAUUGCCGCGAGAUGGAACGGCAACCUAGACCCAACGAGAAGACGCUGCAAAAGCUGCGCACAAACUUUCCGCUCGAGGAAAUGCGGUUUCUUAAUACCUAAGCUACGAAUUUUUUAGACUAACUAGACUAAGUUAAUUUAUGCUAAACUUCCGACCAUUCUAAGAU